Molecule: messenger RNA, 315 nt
Organism: Adineta ricciae
Lineage: Eukaryota; Metazoa; Rotifera; Eurotatoria; Adinetida; Adinetidae
Source: the annotation of a GenBank genome assembly
AUGAAUACUGACGAAAUUAUCGAUCUUGACCAAAACAGUUUUAUAUCUCAUUUACGAACUACGAUCAUUCUUGCUGCUCGAAAAUCUUCUGCCGCAGACAUUGACAUCGCAGCUGUAGAUAAAAUAGUUGAAGUUACAAUCGAUUUCAUUAAAAAUAUUCUCGAACACAUGUGCAAUGGAACUCGGACCUCUUCAUUCUCAUCAGAUGAUCUACUAAACGGCAUCCGACUUCAUCCACAUUUAAUUCCCGAUCGAAAUUUACUCUUCUCUAUAAUGGAAACAUUCAAUCAUUGUCAGAAUCGGGAUCUUCCAUAG